Messenger RNA from Cyclopterus lumpus (lumpfish), 3668 nucleotides. It is a transcript of the gene rnf217, whose product is annotated as ring finger protein 217. NCBI's taxonomy places the organism in Eukaryota, Metazoa, Chordata, Actinopteri, Perciformes, Cyclopteridae. The record is from RefSeq and is a predicted model, not a curated record. Gene Ontology annotation, biological process: ubiquitin-dependent protein catabolic process; protein polyubiquitination; positive regulation of proteasomal ubiquitin-dependent protein catabolic process. Gene Ontology annotation, cellular component: cytoplasm; ubiquitin ligase complex. Bases 96 to 1844 code for a protein of 582 amino acids. The transcript has 7 exons. Gene Ontology annotation, molecular function: zinc ion binding; ubiquitin protein ligase activity; ubiquitin conjugating enzyme binding.
CCGAGCUGGCCGCUUUGUUUUGUUUUGGUGGGGCAGCGUUUGGAUGAGAGGCCGACGGCGGCGCACCGUCCCGGGGGAAGAGAACCGCUCACUAAAUGGGGAGAGCACUAUCGGGGAUGGACGAUGACGAACCGAUAGCCGACGCCUGCAUCAUGCCGAGUUUUACGAGCGGUCUCGAGGAGGGGAGAGGGAUAUCGUCCCGCAACCCGCAGACAGAAACUUCCUUCGCGGACGGCAAAGUUGAACCGCCGGUCAGAGAUUUGAGCCGCCGCCGCGUCACCAGGUCGAACUCCCGGUUGUCCCUCGACGGAGGUGAGCGGUUCUCGGAGGAGAGAAGCGGCGGCGACGAGGCGAAGGAUGCGAUGGGCAACAACAACAACAACUGCAACGGGGGAGAGAGGAGGAGGAGGGCGAGCGCCGUCGAGAUUUUGAGGAGGAAUUUCGGCGUUUCCAAGUCCCCGUCCCUGUGUUUUAACACCAACGGUCGGAUGCCGCGCGACGCCGAGCUCGAGCCCCGCGAAGCCAACGGUCGCGACGACGUUACGAACGCUCGCGGAACAGAGGGCGGCGAGUGUAAAAAGUCGGAGCGAGAGAAGGGCGACGCGGGGACUAAAAACGAGCCCACCGCGAGCGACUCGGCGACUUCCGACGCCAAAGGGGUUGAGCGUGUAACCGUUACGGGUCAGCGACGUUAUAAACGCGACGGGGACGUCAACGCAGUCGCUUUGGACGAGUCCUUUCACGCCAAAGAGCACGUCUACUGCACCGUGUAUUGCAUCGCGAGCGACAGUCGCCGAAAAGACGUUGAAAUUACGGACGAUGAAGCUGUCACGUCGGACGCACCGGACGUGGACUUGGAGGCGGGACGGGAAGCGGCUCCGAGUCCCGAACCGGCUCCGAGUCCCGAACCUACUCUGUACACGCUGGACGACCUAGUGGAUCCUCUCGGCGACGUGGCCCGUCGGCUGUCCGCGGAGCAGGCCGGUGCUGAGACUGCGACGCAGAGUUGCCGGGUGUGCCUGGAAGAGAAAACCAUCGCACCCUUGCCCUGCUGCAGGAAGGCCGUGUGCGACGAGUGUCUGAAGCUCUACGUCAGCUCCCAGGUGCGAGUAGCCAAAUCGUACAUCGGCUGUCCGAUCCCAGAGUGCAGCGGCUACCUGGAGGAGGGAGUGGUGAUUUCCCAUUUAGCCAACGAGGACGUGGCGAAGUAUCGUUACUUCCUGGAGCUCAGUCAGCUGGACUCGAGCACCAAACCCUGCCCCCAGUGCAGCCAGUUCACUUCCCUGAAGGGGAACGACCCCAACCACUCAGAGCACAAGUACAAGAUCCAGUGCAGCAAUUGCCAGUUUGUGUGGUGCUUCAAAUGCCACGCGCCGUGGCACAGCGGGGUCAAAUGUCGCGACUACAGGAAAGGAGACAAGCUGCUGCGAGGCUGGGCGAGCGUCAUCGAGCACGGACAGAGAAACGCCCAGAAGUGUCCACAUUGCCGGAUCCAUAUCCAGCGUACGGAGGGGUGUGACCACAUGACGUGUACGCAGUGUAACACUAACUUCUGUUACCGCUGUGGAGAGCGAUACCGGCACCUACGGUUUUUUGGGGACCAUACAUCAAACCUCAGCGUGUUUGGAUGCAAGUAUCGCUACCUACCUGAUAAACCUCACCUGAGACGGCUAAUUAGAGGGUCGGUCUGCGCCUCUAAGGUGCUGAUAGCUCCAGUGGUCAUUUUGCUGGUCGUGGUGCUCGGAGCUCUCGCACUGGUGAUAGGUUUGGUUGUUUUCCCGGUCUACUAUGUGUGUAAGAGGAGGAAGAAGCAGCGCACGCAGGGCUCGGGACGCUGGAUCUGACUGGGAACCUCCGCCUCCCUUCCCUGCACCACGCAAACACACACACAUACACACACACACACACACACACACACACACACACAGCUGGAAAGAUGACGCCCACAUUUCCUCGGACCGCUGCUGCCAAAGGAACGCCGAACAUUCGAGUGGAAAAAGAAAAGAAUACACAAAGCAGAUAGAAGUAGACUCUGGCCUGAGUUCUCUUUACAUGAUGGAGGGGUUUGAAUCGCCUUCAAUUUCACAACCUGAUUUUAAGCCAAGCACUUUCUCGCUGGCCGCCUCCGGCCUCGGGACACGAUACAGGAAGCGUCAGCAGUGGACGAGCUUUGCACUCUUCCGUCACACAUUUAACCCCCUCGGCCGCUUUGUUUACGACCACACCUGUGAGAAUGUUUUCGAAGAGCGGGUUCGGAAGUUCGUCGGUUAGCCUGAUGCGAUGACACGUUGUUGUACGGAUUUUGGUUAAAACGCUGACUGCUGGGAGACGAUAGGAGGUGAGCUCACAGAUUAAUAGCGGAGAAAUGUGAGGAAGGGAAUAUGUUCCCUGUCGAACUGUUGCAAAAGUUUCGUCAGUCGUUUGUUUAAAAAGUGCGAGAUGGAAACUGAAUGUAGGGCCGAGGCACGAUGGAAAAGUGAGUUCUCACAGAUGCAACAUAGCUGGACAUUAAAUGUGUUCAACGUUCAUCUGUUGGAACCUACAUUUCCUUUGGAUAUUGAGUCUUUGACAAGUGCACACUAUUCAAAAAAAUAUGACAGGACUUUGGGUACUUAACUAUUGUUGGCUGACAUGGAUGACCUUGACUUUUGCUGGAAGAUUUUAAAGUUGGGUCGUGUGUCCCCCCCACCCUGAGAGUGACGUCUAGUUGUACAGGCCACACCCACCAUAGCGUAACAAGGGAUGUCCUGCAUUGCAAACGCAUAUUCAGCCCGCUAACUACGCAAGGAAAUAUUGGAAAGUGGUAUUUUAGCAACGCUUCCAUCGUGAGUUGAGGUUCUCAAUCAACUCUUCAUCCGUGUUGGUCCCUCGGUAUCUGCAUCAUCAUCAUCAUCAUCAUACAAAGAAUACAAAUAAAACGAGCUGCUGUGCGCCAAUUGUGCCAAAACAAAACGCUGAAUGUGGGCGGGACAGACGGGGGACCCAGCCCCCUUUGUUGGGUUUCUUUGUCAUGGUUUUUCAGGGGUUGCUUGUUGUAGAGGUUUUGGGUGCUGAUGCUGACGGUGUGUACCGGAGUCUGCAUGAAGAAAUAGACUUAAGAUUGUAAGAUUAUGCAUUAGAUUUAAAUUGACUGAACACACGGCCGCAACUGGCACAUGUAGAUAGUAUUUAAGGUGGCGUUCUGCUUGAGAGCUAAACAGGGUGUUUCAUUGUUUUAAAGAAAUGAGGGUAUCAUCAUCAGGCUGCGUAGAUGUGUGGCAGAUUUCAUUUGAAUGUUAAUUAUGAGGUGAUCAGGUCUUUCAACGUUUUUAAGAAUUGAUUUGAGAGGUUUUUUUGUAUCGCGUCAGAUUUUUAUUGAAGCGACGGCCCAGUUUGAAUCGUGACAUGGUGGAUUUUAACGUACACGCACACACACUUCACUGGCAAGAAAGCGCACACACACACACACACACACAAGGAGUGCUGCCAGCGAACGGGAGAUUUUCGAGAGCUUUAAAGGUCGUCACCUGGCAGCAGCCAGCUUGCUGUCCUUCAUUUAUCCCUCUAUCCUGAGUCACUGAGUCGUCACUAGAACCCGAAUUUAAAGCAUGAAAGAGAAGCCGGCUGGAUGUUCAUGCAUGUUGGACAUCGCUGGCUCCUCUUUAUCCCAGGGAUAUAUAUAUAUAUAU